Molecule: messenger RNA, 5215 nt
Organism: Zophobas morio
Lineage: Eukaryota; Metazoa; Arthropoda; Insecta; Coleoptera; Tenebrionidae
Exons: 4
Coding region: 89-5029 (1646 amino acids)
Molecular function (GO): protein binding
Source: RefSeq, a predicted model, not a curated record
CCUAGUUAAGUUACAGUCGACGAUUUUCCUAAAAAAUAUCUAAAAAGUGUUUACAGUUGUAUUAACCUGUUUUCUAUGGAACUGGACGAUGGAGGCGACGAAUUUUCCUUUACAUUUUCGAUUGGCGUAUUUUUUAUUUUUACCUGAAAACCCAAAGAAGAUGACAUUAGUAACUGAAUACUACAAUGACUUCAGGGAAUGCCUAACAACGGCUUUUGCGAAAAUUCAGACUUUUCAUAAGCGCUCCGGCACCACAGAUAGGGGAAAGGAGUAUGAAGACUACGUCACCGCUUCUCUUGCACUAAAUCUUAUACAAAAUGAAGAUGUAGAAAAUUUUCAAAUCGCUUCCAAUGAUGACAAUUUCGGUAAAUUUGACGACGUCAUUAUUGAAACAAAAUUGAUGAAUCAAGACGUAAUGAAAUAUGCCGUCCAGCUAAAGCAUUCAGAAAAAAAAAGCACUUUAAUACCAAAGCGUUUAACAGACUCUAAAGGAGAUUUCAGCAUAAAGAAAUAUUUAGACUCAUUUAGAGAAAAGGAACAAAAUUUUGGUGACUACAAGCUUAUUUUAUGGACAAACCUAAAAUUAGAUUGGUCGUGUUCUGAACUACUUAUCAUUGAUAGUUUGAAUCUUCAACUGGACAUUGAAAAAUAUGAAAAAGACGACAUGAAAUUAAUAUUCGACUACCCAGAAGAAACCAAUUGUUACAAAUUUAAAAUUGUGGAUAAUGGAAGCUUUCCUGCCAAUGAUGAGCUCGACAGUUACCGAUCUUUCUUCGACAAAUUUUUCCUUUUUACGAAUCAGGAUAAUGUGGAAAGAGCAAAAAAGAAAACAGUGGAACGCUUUUGCCAGAAAUUUAAUUGUAAAGACACAUAUGCAAAAAAAUUCCUGGAAUAUAUUACCGAGUGGAGUAAAGGAACCGGCACAAAGGAAAAACUGAACAAAAGUACAAUGCAAACUUUUACAGCACUAAAUUUACUGGAGUCACAUAUUCGUCCAUAUGUUAAAGAUUCGUCAAACGACAAAACAAAGCUUUUGCAAGAAGCUAUCAACAGUUUUGACAUAACAGUUUUUGACGAUUGUUUUGUGGACGAAGUAGUGAAGCUUUGGGGUGAUCUAGAAGAAGACGAUGCAACCAAAAAGGAAGUACUGAAGACCCGAAAGAAAUUUCAGCUGAAAAACGAUGAAACUGCACGUAGUGUGACGUUUUGGCUGGGUGACCAAUGCCCCUUAAUUAUGGUCCAGAACGAGUUUGCAGCCGAAGCGAUAAAAUUAUGUCCAGGAAAAAAAUUUAUUGUUCUUGAGAAAACUCCAUUCUUACUCCCAGGUUUUGCAAUAUUUAGACAUUUAUCUGAUCUAAAACGUAAUGAAAAGUUAACGACGAAUUUAAAGUGUUGUCUUCAGUCUAGAGAACAUUCUUUGGAACACUUAAUUCAACAAAACGAAGAGAUUGAAAAUAUUGUAACCACAAAUGAAUUGUUACAGAUGGUAAAUGGUUCUUACAGAAUCGAGGAACAGUCUCAGGCAUUAGCUGAGCCUUAUAUUAAUAGGCGAUUGUCGAAAAUUUACAUAGACUGCAAAUUUCUUGAUUCAAUUGAUAAAAACACUUUGGUCGUAAUUAGUAAUGCGUGUGUAAAGAACAUUAAAAAGUACCUUGGAAGCAGCAAGAUUCGUUACGUUUUUGCCGAAAACUACUUGAAAGAUCCGAACCAAAAACAAAUAGUUAAAGAAAAGAUGCCAAAUAUUUUCAGAAUAAAAAAGACAAGAUUUAGGAUCGCCGAAGAUGUUUACUCCUAUGGAAACGAAUCUGAAAAAAUUAAUGUCUUUAUUAAUGAAAAGGAAUGUUCUAUGCACCAGUUUAACGAAAUAUGUAAAAAAAAUCCAGACGCAAAAAGUUGUCAUCACCUUAGAAUGAACAAUGAAUAUUUGGAGUGGAUCGAAAGCAAAAAUAAUGUAACCGACAUACAGAAUUUCCUCUUGGAAAGCCAGGACUUUUCAGACGAAUCAGAAUUUUAUACAGUGGAAUCUGUUAAUAACAUUAACAUAAUCGUCGCAGAUCCGGGGAUGGGCAAGUCAGAACUACUGAGGAGUUUUCAAAAGAAUUUUACUAACAACCUUUGGAGGUUAAUAAUAACACGUAAAGAUAUGUCCGAGUAUUGUAAAGAUUCGAGUAUAAAUAAAAAUGUCGAAUCAUUUAUUAAUUUUAUACUGGAAGCAAAAUACAGUCUAAAAACUUUUCACAGGAAUUUUGUAAAUGCUGCUUUUAUGAAGGGUCAAGUAGUUCUUCUUUGGGAUGCUUUAGAUGAAAUAUCGAACGAGCAUCUGGAACACAUUCUACAAAUUAUCAAAGAUUUUACGAAAGAGAAUUUUGAGCAAUGGAUAACCUGUAGAAGCCACUUGAAAAAAAAAAUUGAAACGAAACUAAAGACACUUUCAAGAAAAAUAGACACCUUUAGUCAACAGGAAGAAAUCGAAUACGUAACAAAGCGACUUGAAAAAGUAUGUUCUAGCAAUGAACUGCAAGAAAUAACAAAAGGAAUUCAAACCAACAUACGAUUUGUUAAAAUGAGUGAUAUUUUGGGAAAUGCACUUUAUCUUUACAUAUUUAGUGAACUGUUGCUUCGAAAUAAAGACAAUAUUGCUUCUUUAUUUAGCAAAUCUCUGUGUAUAACGGAUCUCUAUGAACUAUUUAUAAACGAAACGUUUAGUGAACGAUUCAAUGAAAAAGCUACUAGCAGCAGGGACGAAAAUAUUAACAAGAUGGCAAAAGAAUCAAGAAUCAGAAAUUAUGGUGAAGCAGCCGCAGAAACUCUGUUUGGGAAAAAACUUCUGCGUAUGUAUAUUAAUAACGACAAAUUUUUUAAAGACCUUGCCACGGAAGGAGACCGAUUUGGUUUUAUAAGCGAAAUACCCGAAGACCCUCAGCAAAUACUGUUCAUACACCACACAUUUGCUGAAUAUUUUGCUGCCAUGUAUUUUUCAAGCCAAAUCGAUCGUUUUAAAGACUUUCUGAAAGAUAUUAUAUUUGAGGAAAAAUAUUUAAAUGUUCGCUUUUUCUUCGACAUGCUGCUAGCAAAAAACAGCCCUGCACAUCUGGCAACCUUAAAUGCAAAUCUAGAAGACCUGGAGGACUGUGACAUCAACAGUAAAGAUUCGGGGGGACGAAAUAUUUUGCAAAUAGCGAGUUCGUGGGGAGGAAGAUUUCCGAUUUUAAAUGUGGAAAAAGAAAAUGGCGGUUAUGUCAUAGAUGACGAAAACGUUCCUUGCAUUGACAACGAAAGUCCGGAGUACAAACUAAUGUUGGAGUACAUAGUUAAUAUUUUGGAUGAAGGUAUUAUUGAGGAACGAAACGAUUUGUUUGAGUUAACGUGUUUGGAUUACGCUGAAAGAUGUAGCUGCAUAUAUGCCAUUGCGAUGAUAGGGAAAACACAACACACGCUGACCUUAAGGUCUGAAGAUUAUAAGUUUCAUGCCAGUUUGCUGUACUAUUCUGUGUUGUUGGGACACGACGGUGUAAUAUAUUUAUUGAAAGAGGGUAUGAUUUAUGUUAGAAAUAAAGAGGGACAGUCGUUGCUGCACCUAGCUUCGACACACGGUCAAGAUGAAUGUGUGAAACAACUACUAUCAACGAAUAUUUAUAAAGAAAGGAUCGACGAACUUAAUGACGAUAACGCAACACCUUUAUAUCUGGCUUGUUCUCGUGGAAAAGUUAAGGUAGUCGAAGUUCUUUUAGAAGCCGGCGCACAACCCGUUGUCAAUAACUCCGAAAACCCCUUGUUUAUUAGUUGUAGCAGAGGAGCUUACGAAAUUGUCGAGUUACUAAUAAAUUUGGGAACCGACGUCAACUGUGAAGAUCAAUAUGGAAGAACGCCCAUUUUUUCUGCAAUUUUUAACCAACACCAGCACAUCGUCGAACUCCUCAUUCAUUCAGGAGCUGAUUGCAACAAGACAGAUAAGCAAAAUCAAACACCUCUUCAUAUAUCGUGCCGGUUUGGAAUGACUGAACUCGUCGAAAUUUUAUUGAAGUGUGGAGCGACGCAUAACGUUUUUGAUAAAGAUGACUGGACACCUCUCCACUUUGCAGCUCUGAAUGGACACGAUGAAACUGUCAAGUCACUUCUGAAUCAGGGAGCUAACGCAAAUCGUUGCAAUAUAAACGGUGAAACCCCCCUUCAUUUAGCAUCAGCUGAAAAUUUUUCUGACGUCGCUUCCCAACUUAUCACAUUUGGUGCCAAAAUUGACAGUGUUGAUAAAAUUUGGCAAACUCCUCUUCACCUGGCUGCUCGGAAUGGUCACGUGAGCAUUAUUAAGUUACUUAUUUCAAAUGGAAGUGACGUCGACUGUGAAGACACAAGUGGUCAAACUCCUCUUCACCUAGCUUGUCGGCGAGGAAAUCACCGUUGUGUAGAGACGUUGAUUCAGUGGGGCGCUGACAAAGAUGCUUGUGACAACAAAAAACAAACUGCUCUGUAUUUCACUGCUCAAAGUGGAGACUUCAAAACAACCCAACUAUUAAUUGAAUCUAACGCCGAUGUCAACAUUUGUAACAAAUUUGGCACGUCACCGCUAAUCGAAGCCUGUUGUUGGGGUUAUCUCAAUAUCGUGGAAUUACUUGUUGACAAAGAAGCAGAUGUCGAAGCCAAAAAUUUCAACGGUUUAACACCUUUUGGUUCGGCUUACCACAACGGACAUAACGAAAUUGUGAAUUUUUUGGAAGAUAGAGGUGCUGCCACCUUUUUGAAAAACACUCCGACUACCACACCACUUCACGUAUUUUGCAAAAAAAAUUACGUAGCGGGUGUCAAACGGUUGCUCAACAUGGGGGUUAGUACUGAAGGGGUCGAUUGCUAUGGAUGGAGUGCAAUUCAUUGGGCUUGUUGUAAAGGAUAUGUAGAAAUUUUGACCAUGCUUCUUAACUCUGGGGCUAAUAUUAAUGCAAUAACUGGAGAUCAUCAGACAGCUCUAGAUAUAGCCCGCAUGAACAACCAACAACGUAUUAUUGAGGCUUUGUUUUUGCAUGAACAGCGUUAGAAUGAAAUAUUCCGUUAGUGUUGACGUCAUCAUUGAAUCUGGAACCUGAAAUGUCUGGACUGGGGAUUCGUCUUCGUAUGAUUCCACGGACAUAUUAUGAGUUAACCGAAAGUAUUUAAUUGGAAGUUCCCUUAAUUUUUAAUGUAUAUAUUAUAUAAACGAUAAGUGUAAAAAUGUAAUAAUUAA